GUGGAUGGGGGAGGCCUCGCCGGCCGGCAGAUCCUGGCGGCAUCGAGUGUCAGCGAGUGGGCGGCGCACGCCCGUCUGGACGGCCUGUUGGUUCGGCCGGGCCCAAACAUGGCCUUUGGAAGGAAGAAAACAGCAGCACUCGGGGUAGCCAGGAUCCAAGUCCACGUGGCUGGCACUCGGAGACUUUCUGGGCCUGUCCUUACUUGGGGACCGGCUGGUUUCCAUGGCAAUCCCCACACCGUUGUCAGAGCCGGAGAGGCCCUCGGGAGGCACCUGGCCCAGCCACCAUGGGGGCUCUGGGUGAGAGCCUCUGUCUGUGGGGCCUGCUGGGACCUGGCAGGACUAAUUCGGGACAGCAGCCACGGGGUCCCUUCCAGAACAAGAUCAGCGAUGUCUGCUCCUCCCCAAACGCCUUGCUGGCUGCUCGCAGCUCACAGGACAGCGUCCAAACCCUUGGCCUGCAGCAAGGCCCGGCACACGCUCGGCUUCAUCCCUGUCUGCUGCCCAAGCCACGUCCCAACAUCUCCGGGCCUGGGCCCCCGCCGUGUCCUUUGCCUAGAAUGCUGUCCCCAGACCCAUCAGUCAAAUUUCUGCUCCAACAUCCCCUCCUCCAGGAAGCCUUCCCGGACUCCCUCUGACGAGGCUGCCAGAGUGCAGCACUAGGUGUAGCAUGUCUGCUGCCACGACUUCCUCCCUGAUCGUUCUGGGGGCUCCUGGAGGGUAGGGGCAGGGUCUGACUGGUCCUUAUUGGGGCCUGUCGUGAACACAGCUCAGUCCUCCACCCCCGCCUCUGCACAGCCCUACACCCUACAGAACCCUCCGGCAGGACUCUGCUAGAAGCCCAGACAGGCAACAGAUGUUGCCAAGGAGGUGCUGGACUCCGGUGUGCGAGGGUGGAGACAGCUGCAGGCCCAGGGGCAGGAGCUCACACCUGGGGGCCCGACCCCAGCCCAGGACCAUGCUGAGAAGCCCUCAGUGCCCACAGCAGCCCCAGCAGGGGCAGAAAUUCCCUGGGCAUCAGUUUCCCCACCUUUAAAAUGGGUCCAUUCACCCCAUCCCAGCCCCUUUGGCUCAUGCCCCUUCAAUCAGUGUUUCUGGGGGACCCAGGGAGCAGAGGUGACAAGGAGCCAGAUGACCACUCCGAUCUUUACCCGCUGUGUGACUUCAGGCAAGCCACGUAACCUCUCUGGGCCUUCAUUUCCCCUUCUGUAGACUGGGAAUAACACUCAUCUCAUUCCCUUUCUGGGGGAUUAAAAGACAUACUAUAUGCAAAGUGCCUUUGCAAAGGGCUGACACAGGGUAAGUUCUCAAGAAACAACAGUAACAGUAGCAACGGUGCAACUGGGGCAGUUCUGGUGCCAGAGUGAGGGCUUCCUGGCCACUCCACAGCCCAACUCAACGCAGGUCGGGAAACUGAGGCCCAGAGAGAGGAAGGGAGCACCUGCCAUUUGCCCCGUCUCACUGUGUUCCUGUUCUCACUGCAGCAAUCAGGAACCCGCCCGUUCCUUAAUCUCCACGGAAACGGUACCCGCGGGUGUGCAACGCAGACUCUGCAGACGGUGAUGGUGCGGGAGCCGACUCAACCGGCCUGUGCCGACCCACCGUGCAGAUGGGGAAAUGGAGGCCCAGAGAAGCGAAGAGACUUGCCCCCGGCCACAUGCGCCAGGUGCUUCCUGCCUGCCCGACUUGCUCAGGAGGCUGCCCCAGCCAGCCCCGGACCCCACAUUAUGGCUCGGCCUCUGCAGACGCCCCGCCGGCCUCAGCCAUUCCGGGGCUGAGCCACCGCAGGGGCGUUGGUGCGAAGGGCCCAGCGGAGAGGGACCCCGGGACUCCCGGCAGAGCUCACAGCCAGCCAGCCGGGCUGCGCACCGCGCUCCCGCCAGCCAGCUGUGUGGCUCAGGGCGAGUAACAUCCGCCCCCAGAGCUCAGUUUCCCCAUGCGUCACCUGGAACAGCGACAGCGCCUGACGAGGGGCGUCCACGAGACCCAACGCGCAGGGGCCUGCGCAGUGCCCCCAGCGCGCUGCCCAGCUGGCGCGCGCAGCGCUGGUGUCUACUGGGCCCGAGCCGGCCCGCUCGCUCCUCACGCCACUCACGGUUGCCAGACACCCGCGGGCCGGACCCCUCAGCCCGACCCCAGGCCCCUCUGCCAUCUCAGCCCGCCGUCCCGCCUCUGAGCACUGCCGGGCGGGCGGGCAGCCCCAGACGCACCCUCGCCGCUGCCCUGUGGAUCUGCUCUCCUCCAAGGGCCGGCGCUCCUCUCCCAGGGCUCCCUGCCGGGCGGCCGGGCCAGAAACUGAGCACACUUCUCCCUCCUCGCUUCACCUCCACCUGCCACUCCCUGGGCACUGCAUGUAAGGCUUCAGCCUCCCCGCGUCCCUGGAGGGAGGCACUGGCCCUGCUUUCUAAUGAGAAAGCACAAGGCCCAGAGAGGGCAGAUGGCUGGUCUUGGGUCACUCAGCCCAUAAGCAGAACAGGACUCAGCGUCACCCCUGGGAGACAGGCUGACACCGUCUCCUGGCCCAAGCCCCAUCUGUCUCUCCCGGCUAGAAGGUCAUCCCGGCCAGCCUUGCCGGGACCGCCCCUCCUAAAUCCCACCGAACGAGCGUCCCUGCUGGCACCCUUGGCUGUGGGGAGUUCACUCCCUGUCCCCAGCCCAAACCCGAAUGUAAACUCCUUCUCGAAAGCUCUCUCCCUCCACCCCCACCUGGCAUCUAAGCCCUUAAAUUGGUACAAAAAAUGCCUUCUUGACGACGUGCACCCACCCACCGCAUGCCAGUUAAAAACUGCUUUUUUUCUACCUUUACUAUAAAAAGAUACCUAGAAAAAGCAGCAUUGACAUUUGCCUGUCACUUUUCCUUUUGUUUUAGAAAU
Microcebus murinus (gray mouse lemur) is the source of this 2873-nucleotide messenger RNA. The record is from RefSeq and is a predicted model, not a curated record. NCBI's taxonomy places the organism in Eukaryota, Metazoa, Chordata, Mammalia, Primates, Cheirogaleidae.